Molecule: messenger RNA, 2712 nt
Organism: Sodiomyces alkalinus F11
Lineage: Eukaryota; Fungi; Ascomycota; Sordariomycetes; Glomerellales; Plectosphaerellaceae
Exons: 2
Coding region: 82-2472 (796 amino acids)
Source: RefSeq, a predicted model, not a curated record
AGCAUCCAGAAGAUCGGAGAAGAAAUCCACUCGACGUAUUCAGCACCACUGAACAAAAUCACACGGUGCACCACUACAGGGAUGAGUGACAGCACGUCCGUUGCCCACAUGCAGCUCAAGGAGGUCGACGACUUCGCGCGAGCCCUAUACCGCCGCGCGAAAUCAGCCGGCCCCGACCUAGAUGACGUCGCCUCCGCCGUCCGGACCCUCCACGGCGCCCUCAAGCAUCUCAAAGCCGAAGCCGAGGACGUCGACUCGCUCCUCAACUCCGACCAGUCCGCCGUCUACCAGCGAGAGCUAACCCUCAUCGUCGAAGACUCCGACUUUACCCUCCGCCAGCUCGACGCCGUUCUCCAGCGCCACGAUGCCGACGCCGACGCCAACGCCGACGCCGACGCCAACCGGGAACGUAGCAUGGUCGCUCUGAUCCAAACCAAGCUGAACGACCAGAGGACCCGCAUCGACAUGUUCUUGGACACAGUGCAGCUCCCGAACCCCAGCAAGACCCAGAUGGUCGCCGACGUUGCGAACGGGGCCAACGGCCACAGGAGGAACAGGAAUAUGGAAGAAGACGGCGCCGUUCUCGACGCCAUCAAGGACAAGGUGGAUGCCGUCGCCACCCGCGUCUUCAAACGGCGUCACGGCGACAGCAGCCUCGAGAGCGACGAGGAGAGAUGGCGAGAGUUCCGCCAAGAGCUCGAGAAGGAGGGUUUCGCGAGAGAAAUCCUGGGUCAACACAAGGACGUACUCCGUGCCUACAUCCGCGAGCUCGAGUCCAGUGCCGACGGCUCCGGUCCUCCGCCUUCCGUCCGCGGUCUUCUCGAACAAGAACGAGAAAGAGGGCAAGCAAGACUGCAGCCGCGCAACCUCACCCUGGCCCCUCCCAUCCCCUACCGGCACCAAGACGAUCACAGCAAAAAGGAGGUGGUGAACCCGCACUUCGAGAACGACAAGUACGGCCCCGACAUGAAGACCAUGCGCCGCAUGCCGGAACAGCGACCUCCCAGUAUUCCCAGCUCCCCCAGCCUACAUCUCAACCCACCCGCCUUGCCCGCCCAGAGCAGCGUCUUGUCGUAUGACAGGCGCUCGUCCGAGGGCGAAGACGACGAUGGCCAAACGAAGACCCCGGAUGCUCUCGCCCUCACCCUCAUCUCCACUCGCGACCUCAUGAUCAGCGAUAACCUCGUCCUCGCCCCGCACAUGGGCGCCCUACAACUUCAGCCCGGCCCGUCUCAUGCCAACUACGGCGUCUCCCCGUCCUCCAUGACCCGUUACCUACCUCCGGAGCUGGCCGGUAGUCCCGACUUUUCUUCCUCGCCAAAUAACAUGUACCUGUCUGCAUCCCCUCGCUUCGUGCCCCCUCUACCCCCUUACUCGGACGCCCAGACCUCCCCUCCCGGUUAUUAUAAUCACAACGCCUCACCGCGCCAGCCCACUCGCCUGGCCCCCGACCGCUACGGCAUGGACAUCCCCCUCGACGCGCAGUGGACCAGGGUCCGCCGCUCCCUCAUCUCCCCCGAGGUCCUCGAACAAGCCGGAGUUCGCUACGAGGCCCGACCAACCUUCGUCGCCGUCCUCGGCAUCCUAACCCGGGAGGAGAUAGAGCACUACGCACACCUCUCCGCCCGUGCUCGUGCGCGUCGCCGCAACCCCGCUUCGCAUGGUGGCGCCCCGGGCCAGUCCUAUCCCCACCAUCACUACCAGCAGCAGCAGCAGCAGCAGCAGCAGCAGCAACAUCAACAGCAACAGCAACAGCAACAACCUCUUCCCCACUACUACCACUCCCACAACCCUCACCACCCCCCUCCCCCCCAACGCGACUCCCCAGACGAAAAACCACGCCGCCACCCCCACCCCACCCACCGCAAACCCGCACACUACCCCUCCGACACAGACUCCGACGCCAUCCUCUGGGACGACGACACCGACUCCGACUCCGACGACGACACCGACUCCUCAGACUCCGAGUACAGGGACACCAAGAACCAGAGAGAAAAGACAAAGACCCCCUAUUUCAUCGUCCCGCCCCCUUCCUCCGGGCCCAGCCCCUCGGCCACCACCCUCCCCAAACCGAUCCUCAAGAACCAAAACACGAACCACGUCCGCUUCGACCCGGAACCCCACGAAAUCUCUCCUGACGAAAUGAACAAGUCGCCGUCGCACCACGCGUCGUCGUCCCGUCCAGACAGAGACAGGAGCAGGGACAGAGACAGGGAGAGGGACAGAGACAGGGAGAGGGACAGAGACAGGGAGAGGGAUGACCGCGAUUACGAUCGGGAUAGGGAUCGGGAUCACUACCCUUCCUCUUCGUCGCGGCGACGACACAGGGAUCGCGACCGCGAGACGGACAGAGACAGGGACAGGGAUUCGGAGAAACGCGACAGCAAGAAGAAACUGCUCGGCGCUAUGGGUAUCGGCGGUGCAGCGGGGAGUCUGCUCACCGUCCUCACCGAAGCCGCGACGGGGUUCUAGGGAUGCGAUGCCUCAUGUUCUUUUCGAGAAGCUAUUCACCAUGGCAAAGAAUGUCACGACGACUACGGCCCAACUAUGUCAACACUACAAAAAAAUGCUUCAUUUUUUUCUUCUUUUCUUUUUCUUCUCUUUCUGUCUUCAUGGAACGAACUGCUGCUAACGGAACGUACCCUCUGUAUUUAUUUAUCUUGAUUGUUUUUUUCCUGGAGCGUCUUAAUUCAUGAUCCCUUAAAUUCAGUC